CCUUUCCCACUUACCACUCUCGCAUUAUCGCUACUAUAAAUACACAGGCACUCCAAGUUUCCUCUCAAUCUCAAUCCUCACAAACUAAACAAUUAUCAAACACCCAAUACUCUCAAUACCCAGAAAAACUCCAUUUUCUCUUGUUGUGCCAAUGGCUACAAACGGAAUUGCCUCUGUUUUUGAUAGUGAAAAUCACCCCUUUUGCAAUCCUUGUGUGCCUUGCCCACCACAUUGGAAGAAGGCUGCAGAGUCUCUCCAAUGUGCCCAUUUUGAUGAAGUCUCUCAAAUGGUGUCCCAAUUUGCCAAUGCCAAAACAGUUGAAAUCCAAGGUACCACCCUCACUGUUGCUCAGGUCACUGCUGUUGCUCGUCGGGUCGAAGUAAAUGUUUGCCUUGACGAGGAUGCUGCUCGUGGCCGAGUGGCAAAGAGCGCCGAUUGGGUUGCAGUGAACAUCUCUCGUGGGACUGACACUUAUGGUGUUACCACCGGCUUUGGUGCCACUUCUCAUAGGCGUACCAGUAAAACUGGUGACCUUCAGACAGAGCUCAUUCGGUUCCUCAAUGCUGGGGUCAUUGGCAAGGAGAAUCUUCCGACCAGUUAUUCCAAGGCAGCUAUGCUCGUCCGUACCAACACACUAAUGCAAGGUUAUUCUGGUAUACGGUGGGAGAUUCUUGAAUCUAUUGCCAAGCUUAUGAAUGAAAAUUUGAUCCCUAAGCUGCCUCUGAGAGGGACUAUCACAGCUUCAGGCGAUCUUGUGCCAUUGUCUUAUAUUGCUGGUUUGUUAACUGGCCGUCACAAUUCCAAGGUAGAAACCCCUAAAGGGGAAGUGAUUACAGCUAUUGAAGCUUUGAAGAGAGCAGGAAUUGAGGCUCCAUUUGAGCUACAAGCGAAGGAAGGUUUGGCUCUUGUGAAUGGAACAGCGGUUGGCUCAGCUGUAGCUGCAACUGUUUGUUUUGAUGCCAAUAUUUUGGCUCUGCUAGCAGAAAUUCUCUCUGCUUUGUUCUGUGAGGUCAUGCAUGGAAAGCCAGAGUACACAGACCCACUUACUCAUGAGCUUAAGCAUCAUCCUGGCCAGAUUGAAGCAGCUGCUAUCAUGAAACACCUGUUAGAUGAAAGUGACUACAUGAAAGAAGCAAAAAUUCGCCAUGAGAAAGACCCGCUUACAAAGCCUAAACAGGACAGAUAUGCAAUUAGAACCUCUCCACAGUGGCUGGGUCCACAAAUUGAGGUUAUUCGGGCAGCCACUCAUUCAAUUGAGAGGGAGAUCAAUUCUGUCAACGAUAAUCCAUUGAUUGAUGUAGCUCGAGACCUUGCCCUUCAUGGAGGAAAUUUCCAAGGAACACCAAUUGGUGUUUCUAUGGACAAUCUCAGGAUUGCCAUUGCAGCAAUUGGAAAGCUCAUGUUUGCUCAGUUCUCUGAACUCGUUUGCGACUACUACAACAAUGGGUUGCCUUCCAAUUUGAGCGGAGGACCUAAUCCAAGCUUGGACUAUGGAUUAAAAGGUGCAGAAAUAGCGAUGGCCGCAUAUUGCUCAGAGCUUCAGUACUUGGCAAAUCCUGUAACUACUCAUGUUCAAAGUGCUGAACAGCACAAUCAAGAUGUGAACUCUCUAGGCUUGAUUUCGGCAAGAAAAAGCGCUGAAGCCAUUGAAAUCCUGAAGCUUAUGUCCGCGACUUUCAUGGUGGCACUUUGCCAGGCAAUUGAUCUAAGGCAUUUGGAGGAGAACAUGAGGGAAGUUGUGAAACAAGUGCUCCGCCAGGCGGUAAGGAAAACCCUAUACAUUUCUGAAGAUGGAAUGCUGCUCGAAUCGCGUUUCUGCGAGAAAGAGCUCUUGCAGGUUGUUGAGCAUCAACCUGUAUUCUCCUAUCUCGAUGACCCAACAAAUCCUUCUUAUGCACUUCUGCCUAAACUGCAAGAGGUACUCGUCAAGAAAGCACUUAAAGAUCCUAAAUCUGAACGGGCUGAUGAAAAUGGCUACACAAUAUUCAAGCGAAUACCAGUUUUUAUGGAGGAAUUGAAGGCAAGACUGGAAGAAGAAGUGUCAAAAGCGAGAGGGAGAUUUGAUGGUGGGGAAUUUGCUAUAGCAAACAGGAUCAAGAAAUGCAGGACUUAUCCGAUAUAUGAGUUUGUCAGAAGUGAAGUAGGGACUGAGCUUCUUAGUGGGGAAAAGAAAGUGAGCCCAGGAGAGGAUAUAGAGAAAGUCCACGAGGCUAUCAAUGCAGGGAAACUUGGGGAGGUUUUGAUCAAGUGCUUAGCAGAUUGGAAAGAGAGAUCCCCUGUAUUUUAAUUUUAUGUAUCAUAGGCAAUCUGGCAUUAUUCUAGUUUUCAUAAAUUUUGUAUGAGAUCCAUAUGUGAAUCUAAAUUUUCCUAGUAAUAAGAAUUCUCAAUUUCACUGCAA
Molecule: messenger RNA, 2398 nt
Organism: Hevea brasiliensis (rubber tree)
Lineage: Eukaryota; Viridiplantae; Streptophyta; Magnoliopsida; Malpighiales; Euphorbiaceae
Product: phenylalanine ammonia-lyase
Exons: 1
Coding region: 152-2287 (711 amino acids)
Biological process (GO): L-phenylalanine catabolic process
Cellular component (GO): cytoplasm
Molecular function (GO): ammonia-lyase activity
Source: RefSeq, a predicted model, not a curated record